ACAAACACGGCACCAGGAAGGAAGUUUCCGGUUCAAACCAAAGCGUCCUGCUGCAUGUGCCCCGACCCACGGAAUCGUCCGGUUCGUUUGUUGUUGAGCUGCAGAACCGGAACCUCAGAUCCAACGAACUGGACGAUGUCUGAAGAGGUUCCACCAGAGGGGAACCAGCCCCAGACCCAGUCCCAGACCCAGUCCACCCAGUCCACCCAGUCCACCCUGCCCAUGUCCCAGUCCCAGUCCCAGCCUGGGUCCAGUUCAUCCAGUGGUCCGACCUCGGCCAGUCAGUCGUCCAGUGGGUCUGGGACAGUCAGCAGUGUGGACACCAUCCCCGUUACCAUGGCGUCUGUCCCAGAGGAGCCCGAGCCUCAGCCCUGGGGACGCCUGCUGCCGAUGGCCGAGGGCUUCAGGAGCCACGACUGCAUAGAGGACCAGUACCUGUUUGGUCGAGACUCCCGGUGUAACUACGUCCUCAGUGACCCUCACAACAGAGAGAGAUUUAGAAUUUACAGCAAGAGGCACUUUAGGAUCUACAGGGAAGGUUCUGAGGUGUUUGUGGAGGACCUCAGUAAUAACGGGACGUUUGUGGACGGGAUUCCGAUUGGACAAAAUAUGAAGCUUCCUCUGGUCAAUAACUCUGUCCUCUCUCUGUCUGAACAACGGAACAGAGUGUUUGUCUUCAUGGACCUCAUGUCAGAUGAUCAGUCCAGUCUCCCCAAAGACCUGCAGAGGAAAUAUGUUCUGACUCGACAAAUCGGGACGGGCGUGUGCGGUGAAGUGCGUCUGGCCUUCGAGAGGUCGACCUGUAAGAAAGUUGCUGUGAAAAUCAUAAACAAGAAGAACUUCCAGUCUGAGGGGACGGCAACACGCAACGCUCAGACGGAGAUAGAGAUCCUGAAGAGGGUCGACCACCCUUGUCUGAUUAAGACUGAGGACUUCUACCAAACUGAAGACAGUUACUACAUCGUGUUGGAGCUGAUGGAGGGAGGAGAGUUGUUCCAUAGAGUCAAGUCUCAGCAGCAGCUCAAAGAGUCGGUGGCUAAACUCUACUUCUACCAGAUGCUCUGCGCCGUCCAGUAUCUCCAUAGUAACGGGAUCAUCCACAGAGACCUGAAACCAGAGAACAUCCUGCUGUCCUCACACGAGGACGACUGUCUCAUCAAGGUGACAGACUUCAACCAGUCGAGGAUCCUGGAGGAGGUGCUGUUGAUGAGGACUCUGUGUGGAACUCCUUCUUAUUUGGCUCCGGAGGUUUUCACCAGCGCCUCCACCACCGGCUACAGUCUGGCUGUCGACGCCUGGAGCCUCGGAGUCCUGCUCUUCGUCUGUCUCUCUGGGUAUCCUCCCUUCCAUCAGAACUUCAGUUCUCUUUCCAUCACAGAUCAGAUCAUUUCUGGAAAAUUCACCAUGGUUCAGUCCAAGUGGAGAAACGUCUCUGAUCAAGCGAAGGACCUGGUGCAGCGUCUCCUGGUUGUGGACCCGUCUCAGAGGAUGAGCAUCGAGGACGCUCUGCAGCAUCCAUGGAUACAGGACCCCGUGAUGUUGGACACGGCUCAUAGACUCAUGUACCCGACCCAUGAAACCCCUUCCACAUCAGGAGCCGAGUCCAGGAGGAAAAGAGGACGGGACCAAGAGGACCAAGAGGACAAAGAGGACAAAGAGGACAAAGGGGACAAAGGGGACAAAGGGGAGGAGCGUCCUGCUAAACGAAGACAAGCCCCGCCCCCUGCCACUCCAUGAGGGACGGGUCUCGUGGCGCUUCGCUGUAAAUUACAUUUAAAGGUGUUUUCUAAUAAAGUAUUUUUCACCA
This is a messenger RNA of Mugil cephalus (flathead mullet), 1807 nucleotides long. RefSeq names its product checkpoint kinase 2 (gene chek2). NCBI's taxonomy places the organism in Eukaryota, Metazoa, Chordata, Actinopteri, Mugiliformes, Mugilidae. Gene Ontology annotation, molecular function: protein serine/threonine kinase activity; ATP binding; protein binding. The coding region runs from base 55 to 1737 and encodes 560 amino acids. Gene Ontology annotation, cellular component: nucleus; cytoplasm. Gene Ontology annotation, biological process: protein phosphorylation; mitotic DNA damage checkpoint signaling. The record is from RefSeq and is a predicted model, not a curated record. The transcript has 14 exons.